AUGAUGAAAAGUAACAAAACCGUUGAUGAAAGUAAAAUCCAAAAGCUAUUAGCUAAUCAAAACCUUUUAAAGGAAGAGAACAAAAGACUUCAGAUUGAUUUGGCUGAAAUGAAACGUAUGGUCGAAGAUAAAGAAUCACUUUUGGUCGCAGUCAACGCAGCCCGCAGGGAGGAUAUGCAUAUGACCCAGAUGAGAAUGUCUAUUAACCGAGACUUACAGAAUGAAGUUGCAGUUCUUAAAAAGAACGCAGAGAGACGUGAAAAGAAGAUCGAAUAUUUAACCGAUGAAAAUGCAGACUUAAAAUAUAUAAUAAUCGAUAAAGAAAGGGAUAUCAAGAAUUUAGAAAGGAGGGUAAACCAACUCAGUAAGGUUAGGGAUGAGUAA
This is a messenger RNA of Dictyostelium purpureum, 384 nucleotides long. RefSeq lists its product as uncharacterized. The record is from RefSeq and is a predicted model, not a curated record. Bases 1 to 384 code for a protein of 127 amino acids. NCBI's taxonomy places the organism in Eukaryota, Evosea, Eumycetozoa, Dictyosteliales, Dictyosteliaceae. The transcript has a single exon.